Sorex fumeus (smoky shrew) is the source of this 2905-nucleotide messenger RNA. RefSeq names its product EPS8 like 2 (gene EPS8L2). The record is from RefSeq and is a predicted model, not a curated record. Gene Ontology annotation, biological process: Rho protein signal transduction; positive regulation of ruffle assembly; regulation of Rho protein signal transduction. NCBI's taxonomy places the organism in Eukaryota, Metazoa, Chordata, Mammalia, Eulipotyphla, Soricidae. Gene Ontology annotation, cellular component: plasma membrane; ruffle membrane; vesicle. The coding region runs from base 356 to 2554 and encodes 732 amino acids. The transcript has 20 exons. Gene Ontology annotation, molecular function: actin binding.
GACCCCGCGGCCGCCCCGCCCGCCGCCCCGCCCGGUGACUCCGACCUGCCGCUCAGGUUCCGCGUCUGCGCCCGCCCCGCCCCGCCCCGCCCCGCGCCCCGCACACUCGGCCGGGCGCGCCCGACGGCGGGCGGGCAGUGGACCGCGGACGGGCAGUGGACGGCGGCGGGCAGUGACGGCGGACCCGGCCGGCGGACGCGCAGCGCCGGCGCACGGGCACUGGACGGCGGACGGGCCGGCGGACGGAGCCGGCGGACGGGGCGCACCGGCCGCAGACGCGCGGGCCGGCCGGCAGGCGCGGGCGGCCACCAGGCCCUGGACUCAGCCACCCGGGACCCGCCACCACGAAGACACCAUGAGCCACUCGGGCGGCAGCCCGGGCCGGUCAGACGGUGUGGCCAAGAUGAGUGCCAAAGACCUGUUUGAGCAGAGGAAGAAAUACUCCAACUCCAACGUCAUCAUGCACGAGACAUCCCAGUACCAUGUCCAGCACUUGGCCACGUUCAUCAUGGACAAGAGCGAGGCCAUCGUGUCCGUGGAUGACGCCAUCAGGAAGCUGGUGCAGCUGAGCGCCAAGGAGAAGAUCUGGACCCAGGAGAUGCUGCUGCAGGUGAACGAUAAGGAGCUGCGGCUGCUGGACGUGGAGUCCAAGGUGCGAGCGGGCGUGGACAGGGUCUGGCGCGGCGGCGGUCCAGCGCCAAGGCGGGCGGUGUCCAGGCAAGCCGCAAGCCGCCCUUCCCUCCCGCAGGAGGAGCUGGAGAACUUCCCGCUGCCCACCGUGCGGCACAGCCAGACGGUGCUCAACCAGCUGCGCUACCCGUCCGUGCUGCUCCUCGUGUGCCAGGACUCGGAGCAGAACAAGCCCGACGUGCACUUCUUCCACUGCGACGAGGUGGAGGCGGAGCUGGUGCACGAGGACAUUGAGAGCGCGCUGGCCGACUGCCGGCUGGGGAAGAAGAUGCGGCCCCAGACACUCAAGGGCCACCGCGAGAAGCUGCAGCAGCGUCGGUCCGUGCUGCCCGCGUCCCCGGGCCCCGCCCCCAUCCCCGUGCAGCGCGCCGGCGUGGACGCGGCGCCCAAGAACCGCGUGGGACCCCCGGUGCCGUUGGGCGAGGCAGGGUUGCGCCGCCGGGACGCGCCGGACGAGGAGCCGCGGGCCGUGCUGGCGCACAAGAUCGAGAAGGAGACGCAAAUCCUCAACUGCGCGCUGGACGACAUCGAGUGGUUCGUGGCGCGGCUGCAGAAGGCGGCCGAGGCCUUCAAGCAGCUCAACCAGCGCAAGAAGGGGAAGAAGAAGGGCAAGCGCGGGCCGGCAGAGGGCAUGCUCACGCUGCGCGCGCGGCCCCCCGCCGACACCGAGUUCGUGGACUGUUUCCAGAAGAUCAAACUGGCCAUCAACCUGCUGGCCAAGCUGCAGAAGCACAUCCAGAACCCCAGCGCCGUGGAGCUCGUGCACUUCCUCUUCGGGCCUCUGGACCUGAUCGUCAGCACCUGCGCGGGCCCGGACCUGGCCGCCUCCGCGCGCUGCCCGCUGCUCUCGGCCGAGGCCGUGGCCUUCCUGCACGGCCACCUGACGCCCAAGGAGAUGGCGCUCUGGAAGUCCAUGGGGGAGACCUGGACGCAGCCCCGCUCCCAGUGGCCGCGGGAGUCCCAGGUGCCCUUCUACGUGCCCCGGUUCCACAGCGGCUGGGAGCCGCCGCUGGACAUUCUGCAGGAGGCCCCCUGGGAAGCCGAGGGACUGGCCGCCCCCUGCGGCCUGGAGCCCGCCCCCGGGAGCCAACGGUCCUUCCGGAACCCCACCAAGCCGCUGCCCACGGCAGAGCCCGCGCCCCUCGGAGACGGACCCCCGCUCAGCGCCCAGGGCCCUCCCAGGGGUUACGAGCCCACCGCGACCAAGUACGCCAGGGUCCUGUACGACUUCACCGCCCGCAACGCCCACGAGCUCUCAGUGCUCAAGGACGAAGUCCUGGAGGUGGUGAGAGACGGGCACCACUGGUGGGAGCUGCGCAGCUCCAGGGGCGAGGUGGGCUACGUGCCCAGCAACAUCCUGGACGAGGCACGGCCCGAGGAUGCAGACCGCCCUCCCGACCAGCCAGGUGCGAAAUACUGGGGCCCCGCCAGCCCGAUCCACAAGAUGUCCCCCGGCAUCUCAGGACCCAAAAAUGAGGUCAUGGACGAAGUCAACAACGAGCUGCAGCUUAAGAUCCACAACAUCAAGUCGCAGCGGCCGCGCAGCUUCCGCGUGGAGCGCAGCCAGCCCGUGCGGCAGCCGCUCACCUUCGACUCCAGCCCGGAGCAGGUGCAGGCCUGGCUGGAAGCCAAGGCCUUCAGCCCACAGACGGUGGAGAACCUGGGCAUCCUGACCGGCAGCCAGCUCUUCUCGCUGAACCGCGACGAGCUGAAGAAGGUGUGCGGGGAGGAGGGCGCGCGCGUGUACAGCCAGCUCACCGUGCAGAAGGCGUCUCUGGAGGAUAGGAAAGGCGGCACCGAGCUGCAGAAGAUCAUGGACAAGAUCACGUACAACCAGAAGCGGAUGGAGGACGAGGAGAGCUGAGCGGCGUCCCGCCGUCCUGACCCCUCACCCCCGCCCCACUGCAGCCAAACGGCCACUCCGGCCACACUGGUGGCUCGCUCGCCCACUGGGGCCCCUGCCCCCCAUCCGUGCUCACUGCCGCACCCACCGUACCCCACUCCCGCCCCCAGGAGGGCUUCAGUGGGGCCCCUUCCAGCUCACAGCACCCUGAGGUGGGCAUAGGGACCCCCCACGCCCUCCCGUGGAGCAAGCGCAGCUGGAUUUCGAGGUCCCUGACGCCUCCCCGAAAAGAAACUUUCUUUGGCCCAGUCCCAGCCAGGCCUGUGCUGUGUCCUGGGGGGUGAGGGGAGGCCACAGCCCAAACAGAGAGAA